AUGGCCACCACACAUCGAGGCUUCGACGAGCUAGCGAAGCUCACCGAUGGCCUGGCCCUCGAUGACAUGCGCGACCGGUACCCGAACUGCUUUCCCGACGUAAACCCUUUCGACGUCUAUCGUGCCCACCUAACGGGAAUUCUUGAGAAGAUCACUGGCGUUGAUCCCAAGAUCAUCUACAACGCCCUUCAAUGGACGUCGGGGCUGGAAAAGGGUGAUCUCAUCCUUGCGGCGCCUGCUUUGAGGGUCAAGGGCAAGAAACCUGACGAGCUCGUGAAGGAGUGGUCCGAGAAGUUUCCUGAAGACCCCCUAGUAUCCAAACCCAUCGUCACUGGCUACUUCAUGUCCUUCUUCUUCAAGACUGGACCUCUCACACAGGCAGUCAUUCCCAUGAUCCGACAACUGGGCAGGUCCUUCGGUAAUAAUAAAGCACUUGGGUUGAAAGAUUCCAAAGACCCCAGCAAGGGACAGAAGCGGAUCAUUGUCGAGUUCUCCUCCCCCAACAUUGCCAAGCCCUUCCAUGCCGGCCACUUGCGAAGUACCAUCAUUGGCGGCUUUAUUUCAAAUCUGUACGACGGCAUGGGAUGGGACGUCACUCGAAUCAACUAUCUAGGCGAUUGGGGAAAGCAGUACGGUCUUCUGGCAUUAGGCUUCGCGCGGUAUGGCGAUGAAGAGGCACUCCAAAAAGACCCAAUCAACCAUCUCUACGAGCUCUACGUCAAGAUCAACAAGGAGCUUACCGAGGAGAAGUUAACGAUUGAUACGGCGAAGAAGGAAGGUAAGGAUGUCACGGAGCUGGAGGCGACCAGCCUUGACGAACAGGCGCGAGGAUACUUCAAGAAGAUGGUCGACGGGGACGAAGCAGCGGUCGCCCAGUGGAGACGAUUCCGAGAUCUCAGUAUCGUGCGAUACAAGGAAACAUAUGCACGGCUAAACAUCCACUUUGACGAGUAUUCUGGAGAGAGUCAGGUGCCCGAGUCAGCAAUGGAGGCAGCGGCCAGGAAGAUGGCCGAGAUGGGUAUCUCUGAAGAGUCAGAGGGUGCAGUGAUUAUCGAUUUCCAGAAGCUUGUUCCUGGCAAGGAGGGCAAGCGUUUGGAGCGGCCGAUCGUACGGAAGAAGGACGGCACUGCGCUCUAUCUCACCCGAGACAUCAGUGAGCUGCUUGGACGCCAUGAAAAGUAUCACUUCGACCAUAUGAUCUACGUUGUUGCCUCCCAGCAAGACUUGCAUCUGAAGCAGCUGUUCAAGAUUGUGGAGCUCAUGGGGUACAAGGACAUCGCGGCGAAGUGUCAACACAUCAACUUUGGUCUAGUUCUAGGAAUGAGCACACGAAAAGGCACAGUCAAGUUUUUGGACGACAUUCUUCGAGAUGUAGGUGACAAGAUGCACGAGGUCAUGCGGAAGAACGAGGACAAGUAUGCGCAGGUCGAGAACCCAGAUGCUGUCGCAGAUACCCUUGGCAUCAGCAGUGUCAUGGUUCAGGAUAUGACUGGCAAGAGGGUCAACAACUACACGUUCAACAUGGAGACUAUGACGUCUUUCGAGGGCGAUACUGGCCCGUACCUGCAGUAUGCGCACGCUCGUGUCUGCUCUAUCGAGCGCAGGGCAGCCAUCCCGGUCGAGGAACUCGCGGCGGCGGACCUGUCAUUACUGACAGAGACACAUGCGAUCAAUAUCGUCAGGAUGCUGUCCCAAUGGCCAGACGUAGUGAACAACACUCUCAAGACUCUUGAGCCCACCACGGUCUUGACAUAUCUCUUCAAGAUGACACACGCAUUGAGCGCAAGUUACGACCAUCUCAAGAUUGUCGGUAGCGAGAAAGAGCUCCAGAAGGCCCGUAUGGCGCUUUAUGAUGCGGCUAGGAUAGUACUAGCAAACGGCAUGAGGCUACUAGGCUUGACCCCUGUCGAGAGGAUGUGA
Messenger RNA from Phaeoacremonium minimum UCRPA7, 1920 nucleotides. RefSeq names its product putative arginyl-trna synthetase protein. Gene Ontology annotation, molecular function: ATP binding; arginine-tRNA ligase activity. The transcript has 3 exons. NCBI's taxonomy places the organism in Eukaryota, Fungi, Ascomycota, Sordariomycetes, Togniniales, Togniniaceae. The record is from RefSeq and is a predicted model, not a curated record. Gene Ontology annotation, cellular component: mitochondrion; cytoplasm. Gene Ontology annotation, biological process: arginyl-tRNA aminoacylation; mitochondrial translation. The coding region runs from base 1 to 1920 and encodes 639 amino acids.